Molecule: messenger RNA, 1392 nt
Organism: Erythranthe guttata (spotted monkey flower)
Lineage: Eukaryota; Viridiplantae; Streptophyta; Magnoliopsida; Lamiales; Phrymaceae
Product: fatty acyl-CoA reductase 2, chloroplastic-like
Biological process (GO): long-chain fatty-acyl-CoA metabolic process; suberin biosynthetic process
Cellular component (GO): intracellular membrane-bounded organelle
Molecular function (GO): alcohol-forming very long-chain fatty acyl-CoA reductase (NADP+) activity
Source: RefSeq, a predicted model, not a curated record
AAAUAGCAUAUGUCAAUGGUGAAAGAGAAGGUAUAUUCUUAGAGAAUCCGUUGACCAUGGGGGAGAAUAGAAGAAAAGAUCCAUCUCCGUUUCCUCGUGUUGAUGUAUCCGAUGAAGUAAACCUAGCUUCGAGAUCAGGCACAACUUCAACCGGCUUUGAUGGGAACAAGUAUAUGAGAAAGCUAGGAAUGGAGAGAGCAAAUUUCUACGGAUGGCAUAAUACUUAUCAAAUUACAAAGGCGAUGGGAGAAAUGGUUAUCAACAAAACGAGGGGAGAUAUGCCGGUCGUCAUCAUUAGACCGACCAUUAUCGAAAGUUGCUACAAAGGACCUGUUCCUGGUUGGAUUCAGGGAAAUAGGGUGUUUGACCCCCUAAUUUGUUCAUUUGGAAAAGGGCAGCUUCCUGCCUUUUUGUGCAAGCCUGAUACCCCUAUUGACAUUAUUCCAUUGGACAUGGUCGUAAAUGCAACAAUCGCGGCCAUGGCGAAGCACGGUUAUAAGCAUAUGCCGGAACUUAAUAUCUACCAGAUUGCAACAAGUGUUUUGAAUCCUGUACGAAUUUCGGAUAUGUUCGAUUAUACUUGUGAAUAUUUUAGGUCACGACCUUUAAUAGAAUCCGAAAGUUCUAGUAGAAUCAGUUACUACGACAAUCUUGCCCCGGUCAAAUAUUUUGAUAAUUUUGAUGAUUUAUCCAAAUAUACACGAGACGAAAUUUAUCGACGCUUUGGUAGUAUGAGAAACGUAGAAGCCCACAAACUACAAAAGCAGUGCAAAGCAAAGAUCAUGUAUGCUGAGAAUUUAUGCAAGAUAUAUGAAUUUGCAGGAUUUCUGAAAGCAAGGUUUGAUGCUCGCAACACUCAAAAAUUAUUGUCAGAAAUGUCAAAGGAAGAGCAGAUUAACUUUGACAUCGACGUAACAAAAAUAGAUUGGAGAAACUAUAUUACAGAAGUACACAUCCCUGGUUUGAUAAAGUUUGUGCUUAAAUAAGAAGGGAAACUUGUCUACAUAAGGAGCCAUGUAAUCAGUUAAGCACAAGUUUCAUGUUCUUUAAUUUUCCGAAGUCCUGAUGCCUCGACGUAAUGCAUAGGACGAUUGCUCAUUGUUAAUUUGUUUUUGUUUGUUUGGUUUAUGCAUGUGUUUUUUAUUCUAUUCAUAUAUCUACAAUUUGAUGUGUUUUUUAUUCUCCAACAUAAGUGUACUAUUUCAAGUUAUGAAUUAGUUAGAACCCGUUUGGCUAAACUUAUUUAAAACGUCUUAUAAACUCCUACAUCUGAUAAGAUAUGUUAAGAGCUGAUAAGCUCUUUAAUCUUAUUUUAAAGAUUAAAUUUUAAGUUGUUUGAAUAUGGAGCUUAUAAGUUACUUGAGUAUAACUUUGUAUUUUAAAUGUAUUAGU